GUUUAAAAACUCAAAAAAAGGUGAAAAGUAAAGAAGGAGAAGAAAAAAAAAAGGUGAAAAAAAUAUAACAAUUUUUUUUUUAAAAAAAAUUGAAACAAGAUUCAUAGUAGUUGGUGAAUCAAAAUCCUAAAAAAGGAGACCAAUAUUAUGGUAUAGCAAAAAAAACUGAAAGUGAAGUAAGAAAGAGAGAGAAUUGUAGAGAGGCAAAAAGGCUUAAGUUCUUCUUGAUUUGCAAUUUGCUUUUGGAUUUUAUUAGCAGCUUUAUGAUAUGGAAGAUUCACAACAACAUUUGAGGGUGAAAGAGUAAUGCUAGAAGUAUGGGGAAAAAAGGCAGUUGGUUUUCUGCCAUCAAAAGGGUGUUUACACCCACCUCCAAGGAGAAAUUAUCCAAUGAUUCAGAGAAGAAAGGCGCUAAGGAAAAGAAGAGUCGCGGAAAACUGAAGCAUGCAGAAACCAAAUCAUUUAUCCCUCUCUUUAGAGAGCCAAGUAGUAUCGAGAAAAUACUUGGAGAAGCAGAUGAACUUAAACUACUUUCUCCAAGAUUCACUUUACCCGCGGGAGCUGUCUCUCCUCGGGUUUCUUCUUAUAGGUUUACCACUCCUAGCGCUACGUCUCCAAGAAUUGCCUCUCCUAAGGCUUCUUCUCGCCGCCUUACUUCACCUAAGGCUCCUUCUCACAGAGUUACUUCUCCAAGAGCUAUAUCUCCUAGGGUUCAUCCUCCAAGGGUAUCUUCUCCUAAUGUGAGUCGUAAUCGCAAAGAAAACAGCUAUGCUUAUAGACCAGAACCAACUUUGACAACUCUCAAUCUUUCAGCAACAAAGAUACAGGCAGCCUACAGAGGUUACAUGGCAAGGAGGAGUUUUAGAGCUUUGAGGGGUUUAGUAAGACUUCAAGGAGUUGUGAGAAGUAGCAAUGUAAAAAAGCAAACAGCAAAUGCUAUGAAGCAGAUGCAACUUCUUGUUAGGGUCCAAACUCAAAUUCAGUCGAGGAGAAUCCAAAUGUUGGAAAAUCAGGCACUUCAACACCAAGCAUACAGGAACGACAAGGAUGUUGAGAGCACUAUCAGUAAAUGGACUCAGCUGUGUGAGGCAGGUAACAAUGAUAAUUGGGAUGAUAGUUUGCUGACCAAAGAAGAAGUAGAAGGAAGGUUGCGGAAAAAAGUGGAGGCAGUCAUCAAGAGGGAGAGAGCAAUGGCAUAUGCAUAUUCUCACCGGCUAUGGAAAAAUGAUCCAAAAUCAGCUAUGGACGUGGGAGCUAAUGGUUUUCCAUGGUGGUGGAAUUGGUUAGAACGUCAACUACCUUCAGGAAACGCUAAAAAAAGUUCGUCUGCUGUGAAAGAUAUCAAACUAACACCACCAAGGGCGAUUUCAGAACACAAACCAAGUCCAACGCCUCUAAACAACGUUACUUUCAGACGGAUAAUUUCUGAUUACGAUAACAAUGAAUCAUCGGUCACACCAAUGUCAACCAAGUCAGCAAUUCCAACAAGGGGAAAACAGAUGCAUACUCCAAGUAGAACACCACCAAUAAACAACAACUCAAGUCUAAAGAAGUACUCGAGAGCUCGAGCUAGUGCUUCUAACUACCCUUUUGAUCUUCCAUUAAAGGACGAUGAUAGCCUCACAAGUUGUCCUCCAUUUUCAGUACCACAUUACAUGUCACAAACUGCAUCAGCUAAAGCUAAAGCCAGAGCAAAUAGCAAUCCUAAGGAGAGAAAUCCAGAAAAACAAUCUAAUGACACAAAGAAAAGAUUUUCAUUUCCUUUGACUCCUAAUAUUUGGUCAUCUAAGUGGAGUAAAGGCUCUGGAAAGGAUUCUACUUCUCGGAAAGAAGUCGAUAAACAUGAAUCCAUGGCAGAUCAUAUAAGUGUGGAUUCAACUGUUUCGAUGCCUGCUGUUGUUGGUGGGAGGAGACCAUUUAACAGAUUUGUGUGAUUGUUCUUUGUAUGUUACCUAUUAACUUGUGGAAUUCAUUUUGAUUGUUUUUUUUUUCUUCUAUUGUUGUUAUAUGAGUGCAUGAAGUGUUGUAUUGGUAUUCAUAGAAUUGAUGUAUAAUAAUGAAGAAGUCAUAACAA
Molecule: messenger RNA, 2074 nt
Organism: Solanum dulcamara
Lineage: Eukaryota; Viridiplantae; Streptophyta; Magnoliopsida; Solanales; Solanaceae
Product: protein IQ-DOMAIN 14-like
Exons: 6
Coding region: 318-1934 (538 amino acids)
Molecular function (GO): protein binding
Source: RefSeq, a predicted model, not a curated record